AUGUCGUCCACGCUUCUCGCCGCUUCAGUUGCGGGCCUGGCCGUCCUCUACCUCUACCACGUCAACCGAGGAAUGACUCAAGUCCCAGAGGAAGCUCGUCUAUUAUCUCCUCGCCGCUGGACCGUUGAGGAAAUCAAGGACGCUUAUCGAAAGGCAAUUGAGUCCCCAGUAGAUGUGAGCAAGAGCCUUCCUCCAAAGCAACAUAGACGAUACAUUGUUGUGGGCGGAGCAGGACUUGUUGGGAAUUGGAUCGUAACGCAUCUUCUUGCUCGCGGCGAGGACCCAACUGCCAUUCGCGUCCUGGAUCUUCAGUCGCCCCGUCAGCAAAUCCUGGACCAGGGAGUGGCCUUUGUCAAGAUCGAUAUCACCGAUGGAAGGGCCGUUCAGGCUGCAUUCGCGCAACCGUGGCCGCAAGAGGUCGCCAGCCUUCCACUGACCGUCUUCCACAAUGCCGCUGUUAUCAGACCCGGAGAGCACGUCCUGACCGCGGCAAAGCAACACGGCGCAAGCUGUUUCGUGUCGACCUCGUCCGGCUCCGUGGUCCUCCGCCGUCCAUCGUUUUGGAUCGCGCCCUGGACCAAGUGGCCCAAGGGCGUCGUCCAGAUUCUCAGUGACGCGACAGAGACGCCCAAGCAGCACGACCAGUUCUUUGGCAACUACGCCGUGUCCAAAGCCGAGGCCGAGCGCAUCGUCCGCGCCGCCGACAGCCUCGAAUCCAACUUCCGCACGGGCUGCAUCCGACCCACAAACGGCAUCUACGGCGUCGGCGACACCACCAUCACGGGCAGGUAUCUGCUCGCGGGCGGAGCCCCAAGCUGGACCUACCCCGUCAUCCAAAGCUUCGUCAACGCCGAAAACGUCUCCCUCGCCCACCUCCUCUACGAGCAGCGCCUGCUCGACCACACCGCGAACCCCGCGCAAUUCCCCAACAUCGGCGGCCAGGCCUUCGCCGUCACCGACCCCAACCCGGCCAUCGCCUUCAGCGACAUCUACCUCCUCCUCACCACCCUCGCAAAGACCCCCCUGCGCUUCCCGCACGUCGCCCCCGUCCCCGUCCUUCUUCUCUCGUACCUGCUGGAAUGCUACGCCCUCCUCCAGCACCUCUGCCUGCCCCGUCUCCUGCCAAAGAUCACGGGCGAUCUGGCGGAUCUCCAGCCCGCUCUGUUCGCCAUCUCCGACGUGCAUACCUUCGCGGACGACUCGCGCGCGCGCAGGGCCCCCGCCGACGGGGGGCUGGGCUAUCUUGCGCCCUUCACGACGCUGGAUGGGAUGUGCAAGCAGGUGCUUGAGUGGAAUCGGAGUGCGGGGGAGGAGACCGUUGCUGCGGUUCGGGGGAAGGGGGCGGAUGUGAAUUUGGUGGUUCCUUCGAAGAAGUUGUGA
Messenger RNA from Aspergillus thermomutatus, 1380 nucleotides. RefSeq names its product putative 3-beta hydroxysteroid dehydrogenase/isomerase family protein. The record is from RefSeq and is a predicted model, not a curated record. Gene Ontology annotation, biological process: steroid biosynthetic process. Gene Ontology annotation, molecular function: 3-beta-hydroxy-Delta5-steroid dehydrogenase (NAD+) activity. Bases 1 to 1380 code for a protein of 459 amino acids. The transcript is spliced from 4 exons. Lineage: Eukaryota; Fungi; Ascomycota; Eurotiomycetes; Eurotiales; Aspergillaceae.